Rubroshorea leprosula is the source of this 959-nucleotide messenger RNA. The record is from the annotation of a GenBank genome assembly. NCBI's taxonomy places the organism in Eukaryota, Viridiplantae, Streptophyta, Magnoliopsida, Malvales, Dipterocarpaceae.
GACCUGGGUUCCUCAUGAACCUAGUCAUGGCCAAGCUGAUGAGGGGGAAAGGGAGGAAAAAUGGCUAGAAAUGGUGGACGAACCCAAAUCGUCUCUGGGUUCCUCAUGAAGCCAAUCAUGGCCAAGCUGAUGAGGGGGAAAGGGAGGAAAAAUGGCUGGAAAUGGUGGCGGUUAGGCAUUGUUGAUACUUGUUUAUGCCCUAUAUGUUUGAUGGUUCUUGAAACCUGCACUCAUCUUAUGCAAAUUAAGGAUAACUGCAGCAAAAACGGAUAUUGCUCCUACUAUCCCUGUUCCUUGGGGUUGCUUCGUAUGAUUAGAGAAAGAGCCAGUGAAUUUUGUGCUAUUACCCCUACCCGUGCCCUCUCUAAUCAUAGCAAGACCAUCCCUCUUGUCCACCAGGUGAAACCCCUACUUGGCUGGGUUAAAAUCAACACAGAUGGUUCUGCUCUUACCAAUCCUGAGAUUGCAAUGGCUGGUGGCCUCAUUAGGGAUCACCAAGGAAACUGGCUCGCUGGUUUUACCAGAAAAAUUGGUCACAUAUCUAGUCUGGCUGCUAAAUUGCGGGGGAUCCGGGAUGUUCUCCUCCUCUCGCACAACAAUUAGCCUUUCUACUGUUAUUGUAGAAAUAGAUUCUUAUGUGGCUUAUCUGCUCUUAUUUAAGGAUCCUCUUAUUUAAGGAUCCUGGUAUAAAUCAUCCGCUUAACAUACUGAUUUUGGAUUGCAGGGCCAUGAUGGCAGCCAUUCCUUGCAUUUGGUUACGAUUCUACGACAUGUGUUUGGAGAGGCCAACAUGUGUGCUGACUUUCUUGCUAACAUUGGACGCCCUCUGCCUUCUUUUGCUUAUCAUCAGCCUAAUUGUUGUCCUUAUGGACUUCAGAUGCUAUUGCAUACAUAUGUGAAUGGGAUUGAGUUUCCCACACUUAUUUGUAAUUCCUUUUAAAUUAAUGUCAUUCCUUAUU